GAUUACAAACCCUCCCUUCCCCAGCCCCGGGGGGAGAGGAGAGGGCCAGGAGAGGACAGCCACUUACUUGUCAUGACAAGAAAUAGGAGAAACAGAAACAGGACCGCAUGUCACUUGCACAAGUUGCUGCUUCAGCCAGUGAUGGGUUUAGGUGAAAAGCAUGGUUAUAAUUAGAGCAGCCGCCUGGCCCGAGGGCUGCACCGGCCACAGUGAGCACAGCUGGAUCUGCUGACCACACGCACAAGAUCCUGGCCUUGAAAGUGAUCCUUCUUGAAUGGAUUUUCCCCCCUUCCUCAAGGGAAGGAAAGCCUAUUGAUAUAAAAGCUCACUUCCCUUCCGGCUCCCCCUGCUAAAUGCUACUGCAGUAGAGACCAAGUGUUGAUAAAGACGGGGGAAAGAAAAAAUCAACUCUGUCCUCUGCUGCAGCUGAUGCCCCCCAGCCUCUUCCUGCGAUCUGCUUGCUCACAAUCCAGGGACACAGGUGCAGCAGAUGCUGACUCAGCCCGGGCCCUUAAGAUUUACAAAGCAAGAAGAAAUUAGGAAGCUAUGGGCAGGGCGCGCAGGCCUCUGCCUGGGCGGCACAGGCACUGUGAGAAAUGCUUCAACCGUCACUGCCACGUGCCUGUGGAGCCUGAUGUCUCCUGUCUGGUGAUAAACUGCCACCUGUCCUGUGGCGCUACCUUCCACAUGUGCAAGGAGGCAGAGCAUGAGCUCCUUUGCCCUCUAGAGGAGGUUCCGUGCCUCAACUCUGAAUACGGCUGCCCCCUUUCCAUGUCCCGCCACAAGCUGGCCAAGCACUUGCAAGUGUGCCCUGCCAGCGUGGUGUGCUGCUCCAUGGAGUGGAACCGCUGGCCAAAUGUGGACUCUGAAACAACCCUGCACGAGAACAUCAUGAAGGAGGCCCCCAGUGAGGAGUGUUUGGACACAGCUCUGGCCCUCCAGGACCAGAAGGUCCUUUUCAGAUCUUUGAAAAUGGUAGACCUUUUCCCGGAAACUAGAGAGCCCACUGAGGAGGGACCUCCCGUGAACGGGGAGGCCGGCCGGGAGGAGCCGGGAGGAGCGGUGGGUGGACCCCAUGCCGGCUUGGUCCCGCGGGGACCUCUGUCAGCCGCUGGUGGACAGACGGCAGAACUGAGUCAAGAAGAACGAGAGGCCUUAGCCAAAACCAAAGAAGGGAUGGACCUGGCCAAGUUUGACAAGUGGGAAAAUAUAUUCAGCAAAGAACACGCAGCCUCUGCUUUAACAGGCUCAUCAGCCAACUGUGAGGGCAGGGGCGGGGAUGGCCCCGAGAAAGAGCAGUCUCCCAGCCACAGUAACGGGGUCGGGGCCGGCGAGAACACUCUCCGAGAGACAGAGGCACGGGAGGAGCAGAGGCAGCGGGACGUGCCUGCAGCCCUGGAAACAACGGGGCUCGCCCCUUGGCAGGAUGGCGUCCUGGAGAGACUGAAGACAGCUGUGGAUGCAAAAGACUACAAUAUGUACCUGGUGCACAACGGGAGGAUGCUCAUUCACUUUGGUCAGAUGCCCGCUUGUACGCCUAAGGAGAGAGACUUCGUUUAUGGCAACCUCGAGGCUCAGGAAGUGAAGACUGUUUACACCUUCAAAGUUCCCGUGAGCUACUGUGGGAAGCGGGCUCGCAUUGGAGAUGCCAUGCUGAGUUGUAAACCAAGUGAACACAAGGCCGUAGACACUUCGGAUUUGGGGAUCACAGUGGAGGACCUUCCCAAAUCAGAUCUCAUCAAGACCACCCUCCUGUGCGCCUUAGAAAGAGAACUUAAGGGUCAUGUCAUCUCUGAAUCCAGGAGCAUUGACGGGCUGUUCAUGGAUUUUGCUACACAGACCUACAGUUUUGAGCCAGAACAGUUUUCCUCCGGGACGGUGCUGGCUGACCUCCUAACUACUGCCAACCCGGGGGGGCUCCAUGUGGAACUCCACAGUGAGUGUGUGACCAGGAGACACAACAAGAGUAGCUCUGCCUUCACUUUCACUUGCAACAAAUUCUUCAGGAGGGAUGAAUUCCCCCUACAUUUCAAGAAUGUCCACACAGACAUCCAGUCAUGCCUCAAUGGCUGGUUCCAGCAUCGAUGUCCUCUCGCCUACUUGGGAUGUACAUUUAUUCAAAACCAUUUCCGUCCCCCAGGGCAAAAGGCAAAAGUGAUCUAUAGUCAGGAGCUCAAGACCUUUGCCAUCAAGCCAGAGGUUGCUUCCGAGCUGAGUGAGAGAAAGAAGAACAGCCAUCUUUCAGGUCAUGGAGGGAAAAACCAGAAUUCUCUAACCAGCUUGCCCCUGGAGGUUUUGCAGUACAUCGCUGGGUUCUUGGACAGCAUCAGCCUGUCCCAGCUUUCCCAGGUGUCUGUGCUGAUGAGAAAUAUCUGUGCUACUUUGUUACAAGAAAGAGGGAUGGUCCUCCUGCAGUGGAAGAAGAAAAGGUAUUCUCAUGGAGGCACCUCCUGGAAAGUCCACAGAGAGAUCUGGCAAUUCAGCAGCCUCUUCUCCAAAAUCAAGAGCUGGGAGUUUAAUGAAGUUGCCUCCAUGUCUGAACACCUGAAGGCCUGUCCUUUCAAUGUUGUAGAGCAUAAGACUGACCCAAUUCUUUUGACCAGCAUGUGUCAGCUCCAGGAGCAGCCCCGAGAGAGCUUAGUCACCACCUUUAGAGCCAGACCACGAGGAAGACAUGUCUGCUAAAGAUUCAGGUGCCACCAUUCUUGGAUUCGCCCUCUGAGUUACUGAAAGUAGGACUGAGUGUGAUUUUGAGGACUUUCUUCUGUAAACCGCAUAUGUGCUUACCUAGGUGUAUUGGAGCAUGCACUGCCCCAAAUCUGAGCAGUUGCACAAAGUCUAAGAAUCUCCUAAGUGAUGGCUUGUACACUUGCUUGAAGGGCCAUACUGAUAACUUAUUUCCUUCCCUCCAUCCCCUCAUUUGUUUCCUAAAAGAAAAAGUCUGAGGAGAAAAUAGGUAACUUGAGGCCAUUUGAAAGAUGAGCCCAAGUCUUAUGAGAGACCAGUGAAAUUCUAUAACCAGCACAGGCCUGUGCUUUUGUGGAGAGCAUUUGAGUUGAUGAGCACUUUCAAAUUUAUGGGGCAGGAAGUGCCCGAGUGGGGACGGAGGUGUGUUCCAGGGUACCCAGGGUGAAGGGCACACAGUUUGAUGGUUCUGGAGCUGGGGUUGUCUCCACGGUUAAAUCCAGGUUUUCUUUUAGUCACUCCACUGCCUAUAAGCCCAGGAAGGCCAGGCACAGCCCAAUAAAAUGGAGACCUUGGCCAAGCACAGCAGCCUCAAGGGCACUGCAGGCCAAAGAACAAGAGGCAGAAAUGAGGUCACAGAGUUUGUUGUGGAGAAUCUUGGCAAACAACAUGCAGAAGGACAACCUUGCAAAAUGAGGAGGAGUCCAAAGGAGACAUUGUAUUAAUGAAGAAAAUUAGUACCCAAAGCCACAAACCACUUUUAAACAUGUCAAAAAUGACUUAAGAGUCAAGGUUCCUUUCUUCUUAAAAUUAUAUUCUAGGUCUGGGUUAGAGAUAGCAUAGGUACCAGCCUGAGCUAGCUGAGACGAUCUCAAGACCCUAACACCAACUUCGGUGUCAUGCAAGAAUGCACAGGGUAGCCCAGAGAGACCACACACUUGGCCAAGUCCAGGCAAGCCUCACUGCAGUUCCUGUGGCACCAGCAACCAGGUCCCAGAUACCACUUGAGUACCCUGUUGGGGGACCAUGGGAAGGAACACACCUGAACAUAGUUGUUCCCUGUAACUGCUCCUACCUGUUGCUGUCAUGAUUCCAGUCUGUCAGAAAUGGGGGAUAUUGUUGGGUUUUGGUAACAGUGAAUACUCAUGAAAGCAAGAGUAAAAUACUUGGUAGAAACUUCCAUCCUCUAAAGCAGGGUUUCUCAGAACUACUGACAUUUUGAACUGAAUAAUUCUUUAUCAUAAGAAACUGUGUCCGGUGUGUUAUAUUUAGCAGCAUGCUUGGCCUCUAUCCAAUAGAUACCAGUAGCACCCACCCCCCGCCCACACACACACACACACACACACACACACACACACACACAGCUGCAGCAACCAAAAAUGUCUCCAAACAUUGCUAAAUAUCCUCUGGGAGUGAAAUCAUUCUGGGUUGAGAACCACCCUACACAAUGUGAUACCAGUGACAGUACCUUAGGAUAAGCUUUUUAGUGCAGUAAAAUCCUACAACAAUGGUUAUGAUCAACAAUGGUUAUGAUGUUAUGUAGUUCUUCUUUAUUUACUAGAUAAGUUUUAGACAGAUGUCAUUUUAAGUUGGGAACCAGAUGGAGCUGAUUGCUUGGUGUGGCUUUACGUCCUUAAGUCAUGUGCAAAAAAUAUAUAUCCUUUCAGCUCUCUCCAGAUGUAGCAGAAGCCAAACACAUUGAACUAUUUCUCUUGUGUUUCUUUCCCUCUCACUUUACUCAGUGCCAUUUUCCCAUCAGUCCUCAAAGCAAGUAAGAAGGGAAAAGGAGGACAGGUAUUAUGGGGAAGCAGAGAACAAAGAAUUCAGCCAACAAAAAGAAAAAGAGUUUAGUCAAUCUGGAUGCUUAUUGUUGCAUGGGUCUUUCUCUGAACAUGGUCCAGAGCUGGUAUAGAUGAAGUAGCUGACACUUGUAAGAGGAAACAAGGAGGCAUUAGAGCAAGUCCCAGAGUAGAAACAUGCUCAUCUUUUCAUUAUAGUACACUACUUGGUACUAGUAGGUAAUAUCACUUUGUUUCUUAAUCCUUUUUGCUUGGUUUAUAUUUCACAUUUGUAUAUAAGGCACCAUUUUCUAAAAAUACAACUAGAGUGUGAGCUGUGAUUUUAUUCAGUGAAGAUGAGUAACUGGAAAUAACUAAGGGAGAAAAAAGGAAAAGCCCUCCAGGUAGGUAUCAGUUCCAUUUGUUUUGAAUCUAGUUCCCUCCUAUCUGGAGAAAGAAAGCUCCUGAAGUCCGUUCUGUGUUUCUUUUUUUACUAGAAAAAGAGAGAAAGGGAAGCUAUUGACUAAGAGAGAUUAAAAUCAGGGGCUGCUGUUAAGUGGAUGAGAAAUAAUAGAAAAAGCAAGAGAGCAGAGGAUUUUCCUUCACAACCUGGGCAGUGCAGGGUCUGGGAGAGCAGCCAGGAAACUGCCUGUACAACUCUGUGCAGUCAAUCUUUAUUUUCCUAGUUGCUGCCUUUGGAGCAAUAUUGAAUUGAUCAACAUCAUCAAUUUUAUGAGAUAUCUAAUUGGAGAUGUUCCAGGAAACCAGGUACUACCGGUAUCCACUGGUCUACACAAAUAAGCACAUUUUACGGUGAGAGGGUAUUUGGAGCAAAAAGGAAGCCUUCUAGAGAGACUGCGGAUCUCACAGAAAAAUGACUGGAUUCAUGGGCUGAGGCUGCGGUGAGUAGUGUGAGCAGCAGAAUUACCUGACAGGCAAGACAGCUAGACAUGGCUUCAGAUUAAGAAGCAGCUGAGGGGAGUGGACAGGGAGGUGUCUAUGAACAGACACUUUAACAGGCAAGUCAAUCCGGAGUAGAGACCAGCCAGACUUGGGGGGUGAAGUCUGUAGAACUGAAGCAGAAAGGAAGUUUCCGUCUUAUAAUGAAGCGAAAAGUGAGAAGCAAUGUGGAACUUGGAAAUGUAACAGGAAAACCACCGUGAGAGUCUGAUUUUUGUGUGAUAUCAAGUCAAAGUGAAGUGAAGAAAGAUUGUGUAUAUCUGUGGUGACUUACCUCUGUAUGCUGGAAAUCCCAAUGUCUCUAGAAGCAGAAAUAAAAGCUGUUUUGCACUCUGGAA
This is a messenger RNA of Canis lupus familiaris (dog), 5761 nucleotides long. It is a transcript of the gene FBXO40, whose product is annotated as F-box protein 40. Gene Ontology annotation, molecular function: zinc ion binding; ubiquitin protein ligase activity; protein binding. Lineage: Eukaryota; Metazoa; Chordata; Mammalia; Carnivora; Canidae. The record is from RefSeq and is a predicted model, not a curated record. The coding region runs from base 547 to 2685 and encodes 712 amino acids. Gene Ontology annotation, cellular component: cytoplasm. The transcript is spliced from 5 exons.